UUUUACCGACCGAGCAAUGACGAGCUGUCAUGGCGAACCGAGGUGUACGUUUUCGUGCACGAUAAAACAAAAAUAAUGAUUCCUAUUAGGAAUAUCUUAAAUAAGUGCUUGAAGAACUGCUGUGGUUACUCAAAAGUAUCAUGAUUAACGUGUGCUAGUUAUAAUUAGACUUAAGUUAGUGAAAAUGGACAAGAAAAAUGCGAUUCGGAGAGCCAAAAGGCCUUCUAAGGUUCUUGAAGAAAACUAUUGGGACUGCAGCGUUUGCACGUACAGGAACAAUGCAGAAGCCUUCAAGUGCUCGAUGUGUGACGUCAGGAAAGGCACAUCAACCCGAAAGCCGCGCAUCAACCCGGCGCUGGUGGCGGCGCAGGCGGCCGGCACCGCCCCCACCAGCUCACAGAAGAGACCUCGCUCUGCCAACUCGCUCAAAAAGAAGCGGCGACCCCCUCGCCUCAGCAACGUCGACCGCAGCUCCGCUCAAACGAGAGAGGUAACAGUAAGCGGCGUAACUGUUGUGAUCACAGAAUACAAGCCCAAGAAAUCAGUGUCCAGUAGCUCCAGCGACGUGGAGUCCUCCAACGACGCGCGUCCGUGAUAUCCAGGUCACCUCCACAAGGUUUGGCUGCUGUUAGGUACUUAAAUAGUUCUCGCUGGAAAAUAUCUCAUACCAUACCCGAAGGCUUUAUGUACUACGCGUAGUACAAAUUCGUAGGUCUCAUGCAGUAACUUGUAUCUACUUCUGUACAGGCAAGUUCCAAUUACAAAUAUGAAACGAGGAAAUAUAUUGUACUUGUGUGGAUUAAAUUUUCGUCUCUUUGUGUUGAAUAUUUUAAAUCAACUUACGCUUUCCGCGUUUAUUAAUUUUGAAUGAUUUGAGUUUAUUAUUUUCUGUUAGUAAUUGUUUUUAUUACUCAUUUAUGAGCAUUAAGCGUACGUGUGACCAUGACAUGUAUAUCAUUACUUUUAUGAUCAAAAUUUCAAGAAUCGAAACGGGAAAGCAACACGAUCUCCGAGAAAGAAGCAUACAUGUAAAUGAAAAAUUGUGUACACUAGUUCCUUACAUUUCUCUCGUAAACCUCCAAGGCCCUAUGAGUCAUGAUUGAACAAGCCGAACGGAGUAUCCCAUACACAUAGACUAUGUCUAAGUAUCCCCCGACGUAUUUCCAGUUCGCUGUUCCGUAGGAAAUAUUGCAUGAGUCAAUACUCUCUUAGCUUUUAUACCCGUCGUCGGUGUUAUUUAUAAAAUACAAAAUAGAGGCAACUACGUCUUCAGAUACCUUUAAUUGUGAAAUAUGGAAUUUGUAAAGAUGACAAUUGAUAGUCGAUUUUUAGUUUUCCAUAUUAUGUUCUUUAGAAAGUAUUAUGUUUGGUUUUGGUUGAAAAUUUGCACAAAGUUGCGGAGGCUUUGAAAUUCUCUUUACUUAUAUGUAAAGCGUAAAUUAUCUCUAUAAAUAAAAACAUAAAUGUUAUUUUUCUAGUAAGUUAUAUUUUCAUAGUGUUUCACCUAAAUGGCGAAUCAGCGUUUCUAAAAGGUUCGUACACAAUUUAGUACUUAUAGUUAACUCAAACGCCGUCAUGUGCUUAUUGUUAAUUUUUACAAUUAUACAAAAAUUUCAAUUUUUUUAAUCAAUGAUAACUUCAUAGUAACAAAAUACAAAUAGGAAAGAUAACGGCGUUUGACUUAGCUAUACUUACUAAAUGUGUGCAAACUAUUGUAGAAAUGCUCAAAUGAAUUUAUGGAAUGUAAUUAAGAAUCGCGACGUGGGAAGUGUAAAUAUUGAAAAGACCGGCUGGUCACUGCCAAAAUGUAAAAUGCAUGUAAUGUAUGUAAUAUAUACAUAUAAUUGAUUUGAACUAUUAGGAGUCACUGGUGGAAAGUGACGCUAAGGCUGUCAGUAUCAAUUUUUCUGUCAAAAUUGGCAGUUAAUAAUGUUACAAUACUAUUAGGGAAUUGUACGUCAUAAGACUCAUAAGGGACAAAAAGGCAUAAACCAUUGAUGUGUUUAAGACAUCAUACAAAUUCUAUAAUACAUAUUUCUUUUUGCAUUGGCAAUGGAAUGCUCCUUGUCCUUUUUGCAUUGGAAAUUGAAUAGGGCGGUCGUUUUAAACACACUUGAGAAAAUAGUUGCUUGUAAAAUGUGUAAGUAAUCACUCAAUUGAACUGACAGUUUUGACCGAUCAUUUUGGAAGAAAUGCAUGAAGCAAAUUGACGGUCGAUGUUGAUAAGAAUGGUUAUAUUUCCAAUAAAUACUAUUAUACGUAUUUAAUGCUGAUCUCUUUUUGUAUUACUGGAGGGUUUUUGUCUAAGAUAAAAUAAUUAUUUGGAUAAACCCUACAUUUGUCACAUAAUUUCUACUAUAAUGUCAAAAAAAUAACUUUUUGGUCAUUAAUUCGUGUACAAUUACAUUGUACCUACUUACAUUUUUUUUCACGAGGAGUUGAGUCGUGUACUUGAAAAUAUGUAUAGGGUAAUUAAAAAUGAAUUGCUAUAACAGCAAUUAUUUUAAAUGAAUGUCAUUAAAAUACGCACAAUUGAAUUAAACUGUUGAUACAUGUUAUCACAAAAUUAAUUAAUUGUUAUUAAAUUAACGAAAAGGUAAUUUAUAUUUUUAAAACAUAUAAUGCAUCACUUGGCAAUUUAUACAUUAUUUAUGUAAUAUUUUCAAUUUACGUCUAUAAAAAAAUUAUCCCUUAAUAGGCAGAGAAGCAAAGCCAAUAUUAUUUUUAUUUACUUGACUGUCGCAGAGGAGCUUAAUGUAUUUUUUUUAAAUAAAUAAUGACUAACAUUAUGUUUUGCUGCUAAUAUUGUAACCUUUUUAAAGGCCAAUAAGCAUUAACGGGACGUAUAUAUAUCUAAUAUAAGUUGUGCUACUGUUCUGAUGCCGAUAUUUAUAAAAAAAAACAGAACUGAUGUGUGUGUGACUGACUGAUGAUGUGUUUUAAGAAUUAUGACAGUUAAAAAAUCUAGGCAAAUAGAUACUAUAAGACCACAUAUUGUAUAACAAUUAGAUGCAGUUUCGUACGUAAUAGGUCCUUUGUUUUUGUCCUUAAUAUUGAUCUAGGAUUCUUCUAGGUAUUAUUUCCCUACUAGAUCUGCUACACUUUUUCUUUAUUCCAUAUUGUAUUUAAUGCCUAGCUAAAAUAAGUUACCAAAAAUCUGUCGGCCCUUUUCUGUGUUCCUUGCGUUUUUUUAAGUAUUUAUUUUAGCUAUAAGUCGUAUAUUUUUCGUAAGCUAUAGAGUAUUCGUUAUGUAUUUUAUGGACUUGUAGUAAUUAGGUAGGUACCCAAUAUCUCAAAAACGUAUCUUCUAAUUUAUAAUUAUGUUACAUUGAUAUAAAUGUAAUUUGACAUCACUAAUUUGCGAAACAUUUUUUUUACUCAAAGAAUAAUAUAAUUUCUUAAUGACCGCAGAUUUUAUUCCCGAUUGCCUUAAUGCAGGGGUUUGAAAAAUAGAAUCUUGAGGCGAGGUUGUCAAAGAAGGAGGGUUAAACAAAAUUUGCCCCCGAGUGAAACACAAAAUUUUUCACCACACCAAACCGAAGCAAAUACGAGUAUCAAAUGUAAAAUAUCAAACAAAAUCAAACCAAAUCAAAUUCAAAUGAAUGUUAUUAAAUGUUUACCAUACAAAAUCAUAAUUUAAAAGUCAAUUCCACCAGCAAACAUUAGAAAACAACUCAAAAUAUGCAUUUGAUUACUUUGCCUCAUAUGUGAAUAAAAUGCAACUUUGCUAUCAGUUUUUGAAGUAAGUUUUUUCGAGUUGGUAUGGUGAAAAGUUAUUUUUGCCUGUGUAUCACCCAUUGGUAUAGGACAAUUAGCUUUUUCUAUGGUUUGUAUUCGCUACAGAUAACAUAUUUUUGUACGAAUAGCGUAUAGUGGCUCCGGUUUCGAUACAUCAGUCAACCUAUUUGUAUGUAGAGUAAUGUUAAUUAUUUCUAAGUAUGUAUCGAUGUACGGUCCUGUAUAUAAAGAUGUGGAAUUUAU
Molecule: messenger RNA, 3981 nt
Organism: Cydia fagiglandana
Lineage: Eukaryota; Metazoa; Arthropoda; Insecta; Lepidoptera; Tortricidae
Gene: RYBP
Product: YY1-associated factor 2
Exons: 3
Coding region: 185-595 (136 amino acids)
Biological process (GO): positive regulation of DNA-templated transcription
Cellular component (GO): nucleus
Molecular function (GO): transcription coregulator activity; DNA binding
Source: RefSeq, a predicted model, not a curated record